This is a messenger RNA of Protopterus annectens (West African lungfish), 2064 nucleotides long. RefSeq names its product gastrula zinc finger protein XlCGF57.1-like. The record is from RefSeq and is a predicted model, not a curated record. Bases 174 to 1652 code for a protein of 492 amino acids. Gene Ontology annotation, molecular function: DNA-binding transcription repressor activity, RNA polymerase II-specific. Lineage: Eukaryota; Metazoa; Chordata; Ceratodontiformes; Protopteridae. The transcript has 4 exons. Gene Ontology annotation, biological process: negative regulation of transcription by RNA polymerase II.
GAGUGUUAGCUUUCAAAAAGUUGCAGAAGACAGCUUUGCUUCCUGUGCAGAAAAUUGCAGAAAUACAUUGAUUAUUGUGACUUAUUAUUAUAUAGCCAGUUUUUGGCAGUUACAAGAAAUAGCUGACAGAGUCCCUGAACAGUGUGACUUGUGCAGGCUGAAACUUAAGGAUUAUGAAGUUGGAGGUGCCUGAAAACUUUGAAGAUGUUGCUGUUGAGUUUUCAGAAGAGGAGUGGAAGAUGCUGAGUGAAUCAGAGAAAGAGCUACACAGAGAGGUGAUGGUACAGAACUAUGAGAGCAUGAUUUUUGUAGGGUAUAACAUCCCAGUAGAGAACCUUUGGUUAUAUAUUAAGAAAGAUGUGACAGAUUCAUGUGGCGACACACAAGGAGUAAUUUCGCAUGACACAGGAGGAGUAAUUUCACAGCAAAAGCAGUCCCCUGUUGUCAGUAUCAAAAUUAGCAGGAAUGCAGAUUUCACUGAUGUCCAGAGCCGGCAGCCAUUACAUGGGAAACACCGUGUUGCAGAAAGUCAUGGCGCUCUCCCAGACAAGAUGUCAGUCACAAGUCAAGAUCCAGUGCAGAUUGAAAGCAGAGACCACAUCUCUGUGGGAAGUAAAGAUGGGUUUAUUAAGAGAACUGAAUUUGAAAGCUAUCUGGAAACUUCUGUAGGGGAAGGGCCCUACAAAUGGCUUACUCACAGCAACAUUUUAAUACUUCAUUGCUACAGCAUAUCUGAUCAAUCAAAUCACAGCGAGAAAAGACAAAUGAACACUUUGUCAACCCAUGAGCAAGUACCCAGCAGAGACAAACACUAUAAAUGUGCAACAUGUGGCAAAAGUUUUGCAAUGAAAGGAGGUUUGGUGAGGCAUCAAUAUAUUCACACCGAGCAAAAACCUUAUAAAUGUGCUACAUGUGGCAAGGAUUUUGCAAGAAAGGAUCAUAUGCUGCGUCACCAGUAUGUUCACAAAGAAGAAAAACCUUAUAAAUGUGUCACGUGUAAUAAGAGUUUUGCAAUGAAGGCAGAGAUGAUAAUACAUCAGUAUAUCCAUACUGAAGAAAAACCAUAUAAAUGUGAUAUAUGUGGCAAGGGUUUUGCACAGAAGGGUAACAUGUUACGACAUCAUUAUGUCCACACUGAACAGAAACCGUAUAAAUGUGUUACAUGUGACAAAGGUUUUAUAGACAAGAGAUCCUUGACAGCACAUGAGAGUAUCCAUACUGGACAAAAACCUUUUAAAUGUGACACGUGUGACAAGGAGUUUGCAAGGAAGUGUCACCUAGUACAGCACCAGUAUCUUCAUGCUGAACAGAAACCUUAUACGUGUGCUACAUGCGACAAGGGUUUUACAGACAAGAGUCGUCUGAUAGCACACGAGAGUGUCCAUACCGGGCACAAACCCUGUAUAUGCAUCACGUGUAACAAGAGUUUUGCAAUGAAGGGAGAUAUGGUGAAGCAUCAGUAUAUCCACACUGAACAAAAACCACAUAAAUGUGCCACAUGUGGCAAGGGUUUUGCUCAGAAGAGUAACAUGAUACAACAUCAGUAUAUCCACAGUGAACAGAAACCAUUUAAAUGUGUUAUCUGUGAGAAGGAUUUUACACAUAAGAGAUAUCUGAGUGCUCAUCAGAGUAUCCACUGCCCUUCUCCUUAAAAGGGAACUGAAAACCAUCCCAUCAACUAUCAAUACAUUGUUUGCUUCCAAUAACUUGUAUGAUGCAUACAGAAAUUGAUGCAGAGCCUGCAAUCAUAUAAAUAAAAAUUCCGUCAUGGCCAUGGAAGACAAUGGUAAUAUCAAAAAAACUCCUAUGGAACCAGGGAUGAAGUAUUAGUAAACAAACCCAUAACAGGAAUUAAGUGGGCAUAACCUAUAUGUGGCACAGAAAAAAAUAAACAAUGACAGAAGUCUUAUAGAUGUAUAAAUUGUACAUAAUACAUUGAUAAAUUAUAUAGCUGCCAUUGUGAUACAUUGGCAAACCACUAUACAACUGAAUCGUAAAAAAGGGUAAAUUACUAUCCCAGGUAUAAUAAAAAUAAAAAAAAAGAUAUUCCCUGGUGAUUCCAUA